UCUGGGGCGGAAGUGGGGAGAGCAGCAGUUUAAAGGAUUCACUCAGCCGCCUCAACCGCCAACCAGGAGGCGAAGGGAGGAACAGAAUGAACAAUGUUUGGAUCCCAAUGACAGGAGAUGAAAGUUGCAAAAGCUCUGCCCAGGCUUCUACCAAGGAUUAACUUUCCAGGGCAUCUGCUGAACAGCUCUUCGGGGCUGUCUGCUGAGAUUGGCGGUGGGAGCCUCCGGCCUCUCACUCGUGCCUUUGUUCCCCACGCCGGCCCAACCCUGCGCUCCUGCGCUGGCGGCCACAGCACCUGACCCACGCGCCGCCCGCCGGGGAUGCUGGAGCCGCCGCGGCUGCCGCUGCUGCCGCUGCUACCGCUGCCGGGCCUGCUCCGCCAUGCACAUGCGCAGUGGCGACACCAAGCCGGCGCCCUCAGUCUCCUCCUCCACCGCCUCCCGGUUCCGCAGUCACUUCCUGCAGCUGUUUCCCUGUGGGUCGGGUUGGACUGACUUUUGACAGUCAGCCUUCGGCUACGGAGGGGGCUCGGCGGUGGCCGGCGGAGAAAGUUGCUUCGAGGAGAGGCUGGGUCGAGCUGGGCCGAGCCGGGCGCGCAGGGCGGGCGUCGCGGGCGUCCCGGGCGGACGCGGCGCCGAGACUGCCGGCGCGUCCCGGGGGUUCCGAUUUGAAGACCUUGCUUCUCAUCACCCACUGGAUUAUGCCCAAGGCUUUCCUACCCAAUGAUCCUCUUGCAACACGCCGUGCUUCCUCCACCUAAGCAGCCCUCACCCUCGCCUCCUAUGUCAGUGGCCACCAGGUCUACAGGAACCUUGCAGCUUCCACCACAGAAGCCUUUUGGGCAGGAGGCUUCCUUGCCUCUUGCAGGGGAAGAAGAGUUAUCAAAGGAAGGGGAGCAAGACUGUGCCCUGGAGGAGCUAUGUAAGCCCCUGUACUGCAAACUCUGCAAUGUCACCUUGAACUCUGCACAGCAAGCCCAGGCUCAUUAUCAGGGUAAAAAUCAUGGUAAGAAACUCCGAAAUUACUAUGCAGCAAAUAGCUGUCCUCCUCCUGCUAGAAUGAGCAAUAUGGUCGAGCCUGCUGCUACUCCAGUUGUUCCAGUCCCUCCGCAGAUGGGCUCCUUUAAGCCAGGAGGCCGAGUGAUCCUGGCCACAGAGAAUGAUUACUGUAAGCUCUGUGAUGCCUCCUUCAGUUCCCCGGCUGUGGCUCAGGCUCACUAUCAAGGGAAGAAUCAUGCCAAGAGGCUGCGGCUGGCGGAAGCUCAGAGUAACUCAUUCUUGGAAUCCUCAGAGCUGGGUCAACGGCGGGCCAGGAAAGAAGGGAAUGAGUUUAAGAUGAUGCCUAACAGGAGAAAUAUGUAUACAGUACAGAAUAAUUCAGCAGGUCCUUACUUCAAUCCCCGCUCUCGGCAGAGAAUUCCACGUGAUCUGGCCAUGUGUGUUACUCCAAGUGGCCAGUUUUACUGUUCAAUGUGUAAUGUUGGGGCUGGCGAAGAGAUGGAAUUCCGGCAGCAUUUAGAGAGCAAGCAACAUAAGAGCAAGGUGUCGGAACAGCGGUACAGGAAUGAGAUGGAAAAUCUGGGAUAUGUAUAGUGAUUAUCACAUUAAGAUAGAGCAGCUCGUCCUGCCUGUUGUUUGCCUUUUGUCAACUUGCCCUGCUUUGUGGUCCUUUUGAUAUGAGUACAUUCCUCUGCUUAAUGUUAAUACAUGUAACCCACGGUGGUACCAUGAGAUGUCAAAACCUGGGGGUCCGGGGGCGGGGUGGGGGGAGGCGGGUGUGGAGAACGUGCUUCUCUUAGGUCAUAACGCUUUUGCAGGGUCAGUUGUGUUGAGCUGCUCAUAGCAUGUGACCUACCUACCCCAUCAGAAAUAACUUGGCCAAGUUCUGAUCAACUGGUAGCCUGACUGCUUAGAAUUUGACUAUUUAAAAGUUUCAUUUUCUUUUGCAAUUUUAGUUUUGUGUACUGUUAAAGAAUUGUAUUGAAUUCUUUUUAGAUCACAGUAAAAAUAGGUUGGCAGAGAUUUCCAUUUCCCAGGGCUUAACCAGAACGACCACCUCAAUGCAUUGUCAGUAGAAUACAUUAUUAGACACUGUUAAGGUCUUUCCUGGGACAUUUUUUUUCUGCCAUUUUCUUUUGCAAUUGUAGUUUUAUAUACUGUUAAAGAAUUGUAUUGAAUUCUUUUUAGAUCAAAGUAAAAAUAGGUCAGCAGAGAUUUCAGUUUCCCAGGGCUUAACCAGAACCGCCACCUCAAUGCAUUGUUAGUAGGAUACAUUAUUAUAAACUGUUAGGGUCUUUCCCAGGACAUUUUUUUUCCGUAUCAUGUCUCCCUCCCCAUCAUUGAAAUGCAAGUUUUGUUGAAUUCAAAUACUCCCACUGAGCUUGUAUACGUCCGAACAGCUACACUUGAUUUCCAGUUGUGGAUUUCAUACAUGUAAUUGCUGCCUUCUUCCCUCCUCUUUUUUCCCCCCUCAUUGAAUCAGCUUGUCUAACAAGCUCAUUUUCAUGCCCCAGCUGUGCUGUGGGUUUUCCAAACCUCGUAUUUGAAUAUUCAAUGAGUUUAAGAUGGAUAUGAUUUAAAAAAAUACAUUUUCCAGCGGAUUUUAGGAGACAAGGUAUGUUUGAUUUUUCGAUUUUAGAGUUACUUCUUCAUUGAUAGUAACAUGCGCUUAUAUCAUGAUCUAAACCAUAAGUUCAGAUUGCUCGACAUUUUGUUUUGCCAGACUUUCUUUUUUGGUAAUCUGAUUCUUACGCUUUACUUACAUUUUCCUUUGUCUUGUCAGUCUGUUGGCCGUCCUGAAAAAUAUCACCACCUGCUGUUUCAUAUACAGAGAGGAAUUUUUUAAAAAGCAAAUAAAGUUUCACUGUCUUCGUUUCCAGUAGAAAUAUAUACGAACUAUGGUUUUAUUCUUUGUAAUUCAGCUUUCUUGAAGAUACUAACAAGUAUAUGAGAGAUCACUUUGACAUCUGAUAAUUAUAUCAGUAUUAUUAUUUUCAUUUUUUUUCAUUUUAAAAAAGAAGCCUUAUUAACCCAGGGGGGGGGGGGUGCAGGGAGCCAAGAUCGUGCCACUGCACUCUAGCCCGGGCGACAGAGCAAAAACCCCCCUAAAAAAAAAAAAAAAAAAAAGCUGUAAUGUGUAUCUAGAUUAACUAAUGGAGUGCUCUGUGAAUAUUCAUUAACUACAUUUUAUCUAUUUACUGUAUUUUAUAUGGGUAAGACUAGUGGUCACCCAUAUUUCUUUUGAAAGGCCUCUUGAUCAGGAAGUUUAUAUUUUAAGCAAUAUAUUUGCACAAUGGUCAGUUCACAUACGAUUGCUUGUUUUACUAAUUAGAGAUACAACUUCUAUUUUUUCUCGAGAAUUCUGUAGGCAAAUAGAUGGGGGAAGGCAAAUUACAAUCAUUCUUUUUCUGUAAUACUUUGGGACAAUUUUUAAACAAAUCAGACCCAUGCUUAAAAAUGAGUUUUGUGUGAUCAACCCUUGUAUAGUAUCUAGUUACUGUCUUCUGUUGAAGUGGUGGUUCUUUGAGAAGUAGAAUUAUUUUGUAACAUUUUUUCUCCCAGAAACAGAAGAAUCAAAUACUAUUCUGUUAGGAUUCUAUCUAGACCUGUGACUCUUAGUAUAAUAACCCUUUUAUUUAUUUUUAUUUUUUUGCAAUAAUGUGUGAAGUAGAGUUGCUUAGUUUUGAGCAAUUUAGGGCUUUUCUUAUUGGCCAGUAGGGUUAUUCAUUUUGCUGCUAAGUAUAAUUUUUUGGUUAAUUUUAACAUUAUAGUGCUGGCCACUUGGUUCUAUGAUUACCUAAAAAUCUAGUUUUUUUUCUCUGUAGGUAGAUUGUAUAUGCACACCCACCCACCCACACACAUGCACAUGUAUGUUGCCAUAGAGAGGUAUUUCAACCCUUAUUUCAAAUAACAGUAGAAGAUACGAACAUGAAUUUAUAUUUUGUAAAAAUAGUAUUCAUCCACUUUGUUUUCCAUUGGAAAUAGUUUUAAAAGAAGGGUUCCCCUUGCUCUCUCCACUUAACAACUUCAUUAUAUACAUAGAAAAAACAGCGGACUUAAGGGCUUGAUGUUUUUUCAGGCCUUUUGUAUUCAGGUUUCCAGUUUCCCAGUGCCCUUAAUGGAUGUUAUGAAUGCAUAAGCGCAUUUUCUUUUAAAGAAAGAAGUUAGAUUUAUAGUGUUACUUCUUACUUGCUAUAUUUCUUUGCACUAAAAAAGAACUAUGUAUUUGUUUUAUAUGACACUUUAGUACCGAAUUGCCUACAAUAACUCAAUUUGCUUCUUAAUUUCCAAACUCUGGGAAGUUGAUAAAUAACUUCCAUGAUCACUUGUAAAAGUUACAUGCACAUCUGAAAAAAAAUCACAAAUCUCUAUGACAGUAGCUUGUGUUUUGAGCUUGUUACCUUGCAGUAUUCUUCUCUGUUCCAUAGAUGAAAACAAAGGGUGACAGAGAUUAUCAGAGAGGAAAUGCCUAAAUAGAUACAUCUCUGCAUGGUACAAUUUCUCAUAUUCAUGUAUUCCAUAGACAGUGUUUUUUCUCUGUCUAAGCAGACUGUUGUUUCUUCUGAGUCAGUGAUAUGUGAUCUUUGUUGGUUUCAUUUUGUGAAGCUCAGUCUGGCUCUGUAACAUACUUUAGGAUUUGCACCUUGUGCUCCCCAGGAAUUAUGUUAGUGUCUUUAUCUAUGCUGUCUUCAAGGAUGGACAGAGGCCUAAACAACAACAACAAAAAAUCAGAAAAAAGAAAACAACCAAAAAACUUAGAUUUCAGUAAUCAUCCGUAGGAACGCAUACCAUCAGUCUCUUUUCUCUGUGAAUAAUAUCUUGUGUAAGUUGUCAUAAAAAAUCAAUGUUAGAAGAUGACAAUUAGAAUUCUUCUUAGGUAUUGAGGGUAAGAAGUUGUAAAGAAAGAGAAUUCGUGUUUCAAUUAAAAGAUUGGAUUGCAUAUACCUUUGAAGUGGUUUUGUAAAAAAAAGUUCAGUUACCAAACUGAGUGUGCCCUGUAAUCCUUUUGAGUACACUGAAGAUACUUUGAAAAUACUUUGUUGGUCUUGACUUUGUACAUCAUGUCCUGCAACUUGUAAAUAUGUGCAUGUUGUUUAUGUUUGUCUGCCUGUCUCUUAUUGUACUAAAUUCUGCAAGGUGAAUAAUUCUUUAUACCAUUUAUUUGGAAAAUGUUCCUCCUCCAACUCUUCCUCACUAUUCACCUUUUAAUUAGUUGGUAAACUUAGAAAACCAAUUAGGAUUUUUGAAGCUCUGAGUUUAAAAGAAGAAUCGUGGCUACUUGACAUUAUCCUUACGUCCCCUUGACUUAAAAAGCUAACAAGAAGCAUGAGAUCUUCCGCCUCCUUUUAGAAAGCUUUUCUACAGAACUAUAUGCUUGAUUAUAGCUACCUAUUGACAGUUAGGACAGGAGAAAGGGAGAUAUGUAUGUCUGGUUACAUCUUCCUUCACUCUUAAAUUGGCUGGGACAGCAAGCAACAACAGUUUGAGGUUCAGUGACCUACGUAAAAUGAGUCUCGUUGGUGUCAGGGGACGCAUGUAACUGUGUGACAUGGUAUUUUCUACAGAGAGGACUAGGAAGGGUGGUUUUGGAACCUAACCUACUUUAUGUCCUCAUUGUCAGAACUUAGGUUGGAAAUGCUCUCUAAAGAAAUUGGUGAGGAAUAUUCUAGGACAAUAGAGCUGCUUUAGAAAGAAAUUGAGACAUGUUUUGUCAGGACAGAUAAAAGUUUAAUGCAGGUUUUUGAACAGAUGUUUUAAAAAAAUCCAACCUUACCAACUAUUUUUUUUCUUCUAGCCAAAUCAUUGUACAGGAGUUUCAUAUAUGAUAAAAAGUGUUUUGUUGUUGUUUUUGCUUUCUUGGCAGGGGAGAACCCCUACCAUUUUGAGCUGUUACUGUCACUCUAGCUGAAUGGACAAAUAGCUGUGUAAAUAGCUUCUCAUAAACCAUUUCUACUGAUAGCUGUUUGACUUUUUCUUCCCAUUACGAAUGGGAGGAACAUUUGUAAACUUCCUUUUCUGGGUAGCUACCAAAAAACGUACUGGCUAAUGGUCCCAUGUGACCUUGUCUCCGUUAAGCCCAGAAUCUGAGUGCCUUUAGCAAGUAUUAGCAUUUCACCGAGAGAAGAGGUGACAGAAUUAUUGCUGUUAAUCACUAUUCAUAAAUAGGAGCUUGGAAUAACAAAGGUCUGUGUGAAUUCUGUUCUAUAUCUUUUUUUUUCCCUUUCUUAAUGCAAUCUCAAUUUGAUAUCAAGUAAAACUAUUGUCAUUAUUAUCAGAAACCAUGCAUUCUGAAAAUGAAUCCAGUUGUCCCAAGCUGGCAGCAGACAUAGAUCAUUUUUCACCUUGAUCUGUGUUGCAUUUGUACUCGGUGAAUGGCAGUGUGGUCGAUUGGAAGAACUUGACACUGAUGUUUGGAAAAAUUCUUUAUUCUAGUGGUCAUUUUCAAACUUGUCUUUUCUGUAGAGAGGGGAAAAUUAUGUAUUUGCAACUAAAGCAUAUGAAGAGACUGGCACAAUAAUUAUUAGUUGUGUUAGUUCAUUUCUGUAUUAAAUGAAGUAUCUUCACAAAUCAGGUUUGAGGCCAUUAAAAGCAAAAAUUUCCCUAGUUUAAUUAAUUUAAAAUUCUACAUUGCCUGAAUACUUAGAAUCUGUGAAACACAUUGCUAGACUAAUUUUAUUACAGAAAUGUUAACAUGUUCCUCAACAUUUUCUCAAGAAAAUUUUCCGACAUAUAUCAAAGUUGAAAAAACUUUGCAGUAUAACCACUGCUAGUUUCUGCCAUUAACAUUUGACUAUACUUGUAUUGCCACCUAUCUGUUCAUAUCUCCAUCCCUCUUUUCAUCCAUUGAUCUAUCAGGUUUUUUUUUUUUUUUUUUUUUUUUAAAAGAACAUUCCAAAGUAAAUUUUAGGCAAUACACUGCCCUAAAUUCUUAGCAUGGGUGUCAUUAAUUAAGGUUUAAUAUUCAUUUAAAUAUCUUUUUUGAAAGUGAUGUAUGAAGUUGAUAACCUGAGCCAAUUAAUACACUUUUUUUUUUCCUCCUGUGGACUUCUGUCUUCCAGUUUCUCUUCUUGUGUGUGCUUAGGGUGAGGGAGGACAAUUCUCAAAUACAAGUUUAUUUUAGAAUUGGUCAUUUUUAAAUGCUUGUCAUAAAUUUUAAAGUUUCAAUAUAAUUUUUCUUUUCCCUACUUCUGAUGAUGUAUUUUUGCCAAACUAUGCAGCUUCUUCAAAAAACUGUAAAUUACUGAUUGGGGUUUAUGAAAUCAGCGAAUACCUCAUUUCAAUCUGUUGCUGCCUUUCUCCCUCUUGUCACUUCUCCUUUCACUACUUUGAGCUGCUCUACCAGAAGGUAGAGGGGAGUAAGGGUCAAACUCCUAUAUAAUUAACUGUUUUAAACAACUCUAGGAGAACAGAUUUAGUAGCUUAGUAAGUUUAAACUAUUAAUUUUUCUAAAGAAUUUGAUUUGAAUUCUGUGAGAAUUGUAAUUAUCCACGCUUCCUCCAACUAUAAUUAGCAGAAUUAAAAAUGAUUGUACUGUACAAUGAGUUGUUGAAAUUGUAAGCCUUAGUAACCAUCUUUAGCUUUACUAAUAGUCAUGUUUAGAAAUUUUUUUUUUUUACAUAUGCCUUUAUUUUUAUGCCCCCAUUUUGUGAAUAAAUCUAAAGAAUUUAAGUGACUUUCUUCAGGUCAUGAAGAUUCAGUGGGUAGAAUUGAAUCAGAAUUGAAAUGUUCCAGAUUCAUAUUAUUGUGUGUGUUUGAUAAAAUUCAUGGCUUCCAAAGUAAUUGAACACUUCCUUUGGGCUCUUGGAGGGAAAAUACAUAUUUUUACUAAUUACACUUUUAUUUUUGGACAUUUGGCAGUUGUUUGAACUUAAAGAUAGUCUGAUGGCUAUAGUUCCAAAUUAAGCCUGAUGCAGUUGCUAAAAAUCUUGCUGCACUGUUGAAUACUAAUAAUGCAGCAUUUAUCAGAUGUUUUUGCAUUUUGAUGACCUUCAUGAUUCAUUUAUAAGUCUUUGUAAGUGCUUAAGCGACCCCCUCACUAGUGAAAAUAAUAAAUGUUCUAUAUCAUUUAUUAUUAUUUGUGUAUUCUUUACAUGAUAUAUUUUUUUAAGGAAAAGUAACUCCACAUGUCAGAAUGAGUGAUAUUAUCCUAGGGCAGAGCGCAUAUAGAGCAGUUUAUUUCUACUCUGCAAAUAUGGCAUGUACAGCAACAAAACUCUUUUGGAGUGGCUGGUCAUUGUUUUGCCCUCUUUUGGUACCUGAGUACCUUUCUGGGGUUUUGUAAAUCAUGUGUCAUUUGUAAGAAUUUCACGUUAACUCUGUGUUACUUGGUGUUCACCUGUGGUAUCCUUGACUGACCAUAAUGAUUUAGUUUGGGUAUGAUGUGUCUGCUUUGAAAUGCCUUACUGGAGUAUGUCAGAUCCUGCUUUAAAGCAUUCCAUUAAUCUGCUGGGACAAUAAGUUGCCUCUCCUUGGAUAUGUGCUCUAGAUUCAGAAGCAAAACUGAUUUUGCCUCCUCCAUUAAGGUUGCAUUUUAAUGCACUUAUUGUUUUAAAUUAGAGAAUAAAAUGUAAAACCAAGGGAGACUUUAGAACCCUUCAUUUAAUGGCAUGGCAAACUUUUAAAACUGCUUUUGCUAUUUCACUAGAACUAUCUUUGGUAAAGGAUAUAGCUAAAAAAUGUCAGCCCAAACUGUGUGUAAUUAGGAUUGUUGAUUAAAAUUUUCUCUAAAUGUCAUCCAGGGGCUUAAGAUCUGUGUGUGCUGCUGGGUCAGAGUGCCAAUCACUGCUUUGGAAAUCUGUGUUCUGGGGCUGCAGAAUGACACCUGUGUCAUGGGAUUAAAACCAAUCAACUGUGAAUUGUGAAAUUGAAAUUGCUCUUUCGGUUUUAUUUUCUUUAGCACAUUGAGUAUAGAAAUCUGAAACUUAUUUAAAAUUUAUACUGCUUUUGUUGAUGGCUCAUUUUGGCUGUGUAUCCUGACUUAUGUACUGAUUUCUGAUAAAGGCUUGACAUUAUUAUAACAGGCAUUUUGUGUUCCAAUUUAAUAAAAUGGUUUCUGAGUCUUGUCUGAAAA
Molecule: messenger RNA, 9070 nt
Organism: Piliocolobus tephrosceles (Ugandan red Colobus)
Lineage: Eukaryota; Metazoa; Chordata; Mammalia; Primates; Cercopithecidae
Gene: ZMAT3
Product: zinc finger matrin-type 3
Exons: 6
Coding region: 724-1593 (289 amino acids)
Molecular function (GO): zinc ion binding; nucleic acid binding
Source: RefSeq, a predicted model, not a curated record